AUACUGCUUUUUAUACAACUUCCUAUAUAUGCAUUUUCAAAACUCUAAUGUUAACAUGGUUUGCAUAGACAGGGCCUUGGCUACAGUCAAAUUAAUUGGGUGGAGCUUCUGGUCUGUCUCAUCAUGUGGAGGCAGUUUACUGGUUGUCACAUGAGUUCUGCAUCAGCAUCUCCUGUUCAAAGCUCUCUUGGAUUUCCAGAAGUGUGUAGCUCUUGUUUUCCUAAACCUCCACCUCCCGAUUCAUGCUGCUUGCCUUCACGGCUGCUGAUGGUCAAAUCAAAUUCCAAAAUCUCAAAUUUAUCUGAUAUGAAGAAGAUGAUCGCAGUGCUGGUUUUUCUGAUACUGAUGCAAGAAACUGUGAGCGCUGCUUGGUCAGUGACCUUUGAAAACCCAAAUGCUUGUGCUUUAAAUGGAUCAUCGGUGGAGUUCAGGUGCUCAUACAACUACUCAGAUGGAGAAACUGUUAAUAAGACUGCAUGGUACAAAGGGGAAUUAAAAGAUGGUCGCUGGACACGUGUUCCUCUCUCAGACCUCCCAUCAUAUCAAAAUCGUUCUGAAUAUCUCGGUGACCUGCAGCACAACUGCAGCCUGGCAAUUCAUGACGUGCAGGAAAAUGACACUGGAUAUUACUACUUCAGGUUUGAUACAGAAACAUAUGGAUGGCGUAGUAAAAAAUCUGUGUACCUGUCUGUCACAGAUCUGAGUGCCAGGGUGCACCCUGACAGUGUGAGAGUAGGAGACAACGUUACUCUUGAAUGUGGAACUUGCUACGAUCAACCCAGUGCAGUUUGGUUCAAAGAUGGACGUCCAGUAGCCAAACCAGAGUUCCAGGCUCAGAUUGAGGAUACUGGGAGUUAUGUGUGUGCUGUCGAAGGAGUGCUAUCGGACCCUGUGGUUCUGGAUGUUCAGUAUCCCCCAGUGAAUGUGUCUGUUGAGGUGCUUCCUGGCCACCUGACUGUCAGCGGUGUGAAUCUGACCUGCAGCUGUGAUGCUAAUCCUGCAGCAGACAACUACACCUGGUACAGGGGCACUGUUUCCAGUUUGACCUCUGUGGCCCAGGUGGGCUCAGGACAUAUGCUGCAUAUACCCUCUGUGGAGGUGUCCCACGCUGGACUUUACUUCUGUCAGGUCAGCAACCGACUGGGGCAAAACAACUCAACUGCAGUGCGACUGACAAUGGAUGAAGCAGAGAUUGACCAUUUGAUCCUCCUUGUUGGUAUUGGAAUAAAAGUGUUUGUUGUGCUGUUGCUUACCCUGGUUAUUAUCUUGGUUUGGAGUAAGAGACCUGGUUUUGCUGUGCAUAAAGAGGUAAGAAGGACCUUGCUCUGUAUAAAUGAAUGCCUGUGUCUCCCACAGCGUCUUAUGUUGCCCUGUUAUGUUUCAGGAGAACAGCAAUGAUUACGAAAACAUCCCUACUGCCUGACAUGGUUACGCAAGAAUGUUCAAAGAAGCCGGGGAUGCAUGACAUUUCAUACUUCUGUGGUCUUUAUGUUGUUUAUCAGUUCAACCAAAGAACUUUGGGAGGAACUAAUCUGCUCUACCAAAAAUGCAGCAUGAAUUUCUUUCUCCUGCAAACACUCAGUCCUUUGUGUAAUGCUGGAGACAGAGUUGUAAGAUUACCAAGAAAACAUUUCUAAUGUUCAUUUUAUUAGAUUAAAUACCCACAACCUUAUGUAUUAGUACAUAAACCAUUUUUGUCUGUUUUGCAUGUAGCCUGUUGUAAUUUAUUGAGUAGUAGUUCUACUUGGUGAAUAUACUUUAUAUAUUCAUUAUGACAUUUUCUAUUCUUGUUUUGUGCCAAUAAUGUUUGUGCCCAUUUGGAACAGCUCUGUGUUUUACUGCUGCAGAGUAUUUUAUGUGGUCUGAAUGGUUCACUCCUGGUACAGCAGACUGAAUCAGUGUGGUCAAACCGGGAUAUGCCGCCCUCUUGAGUUCAAAAUACACAUGUACUGUAUAUUAUGCUAUAGUACUCUUGUAAAUACUUUGUUACAUUCAGUCUAUCAACUUAAGUAAUAUUUACAUCACUGGCCUCAGCCUCAACACAAUCUUUGUAAUGUUACUUCUGAGAUUGAUGAUUUAAAAAACAAUAUGUGUUUUUAACUGAAACAGUGUAUAUAUUUUAUCAUUUUGCUUUCAUGCCAUGAAAGUGAUCUGCCUCACUCAUAUAGACAUGGGCAAUAAGUUACUGCUCAGUGAUUGCUUAAGAUUAAAAUUAUUGUUUUUGUAAG
Molecule: messenger RNA, 2228 nt
Organism: Scatophagus argus
Lineage: Eukaryota; Metazoa; Chordata; Actinopteri; Scatophagidae
Product: B-cell receptor CD22-like
Exons: 6
Coding region: 124-1398 (424 amino acids)
Source: RefSeq, a predicted model, not a curated record